Molecule: messenger RNA, 675 nt
Organism: Guillardia theta CCMP2712
Lineage: Eukaryota; Cryptophyceae; Pyrenomonadales; Geminigeraceae
Exons: 7
Molecular function (GO): ATP hydrolysis activity; ATP binding
Source: RefSeq, a predicted model, not a curated record
AUCAUUGAUCAGUCUGCAUUGCCCAGCUUUGCUCAAGUCGCCAGUUUAGAAGCGGCCAAACAGUUGUUGAAAGAGAGUAUCAUUCUGCCUUCUAAAUAUCCCGAACUGUUCAAGGCAAUGCGGCAACCAUGGAAAGGGAUCCUUCUGUUUGGUCCACCUGGUACCGGGAAAACAGAGCUAGCAAAAGCAGUUGCAAAAGAGUCAAAUGCCAAUUUCAUGUCGUUAUCUCCGAGCAACGUUCUUUCGAAGUACAUUGGAGAAAGUGAAAGGCUUCUGAAACGAAUUUUUCAAUUUGCAAAGAACCAGUCCCCGACUGUUCUGUUCUUUGAUGAGAUCGACGCCCUUGGAAUAAGUAGAAACGGAGCAGAGUCCGAUCACAGUCUACGCAGGCUCAUGGCAGAAUUGUUGCUCCAAUUCAACACUCUUACGACCGCAGAUCGAGUCAUGGUUCUAGCUGCUACAAAUCGGAUUCAAGACAUUGAUCCAGCUUUGUUACGGCGAUUCGAAAGAAAAAUUCAAAUAGGAUUGAUGAAUCAAGUAGAUAGGUUAAGGCUUUUACAUUUGAAGAUGGGCGACACGCCUAUCGCAUCAGAUGUCGAUCUGCAAUGGGUGGCACAAAGCACAGAGGGUUUCAGCGGUGCUGAAUUGGAGCUUUUGUGCCGUGAAGCCUCGAUG